Molecule: messenger RNA, 2048 nt
Organism: Pyricularia oryzae 70-15
Lineage: Eukaryota; Fungi; Ascomycota; Sordariomycetes; Magnaporthales; Pyriculariaceae
Exons: 1
Coding region: 646-1110 (154 amino acids)
Source: RefSeq, a predicted model, not a curated record
CCCAAUAUCGAGUUCGGACGUCGCGUUUGUUUCAUUUGCGCUCAACUUACGCUUAUUCCCGAAAGCAACAAUUGAAUACAUCUCAUUCUCUAUCACACAAUACGACAUGAGACGAUUGACAGUGACAACUCUUGUUCAACAACUCUGGUUCGGCUAAUUCCUCGAUAUAUUGUGCAUUGUUGGUGGGUAUUUUGCUUCUUUGUCUUUCAGGUUCGUUAUAUUACAUAAUUGAGGUUUCAAAGACAUUUGGACAAUAACUUCAAGGCAAACAAACACUUGGUCGCUGUGCCGACAACACUGUUACACAUUGUGAGCUUUGUGAUUGGUGCGCUUUGUUCCCACUUGCUUCAUUGUUCAAAAUGCUUUGUGUUGUUGCAAUCCAUAAAUCGACUUGUUGUCGAGGUGUCUCUCAGCCUUACAAGACCGGGCAUGUAUAUAAAAUAUAAAUAUUCGUCAUCCAUUAUCAGAUCACUACCUACUCUCAUCCUCAUACCCAAAUCACAUCAAACCAACAAUAACCACAGGUGAGUCAACUAAAACCCCUACACAGAAGACCAAAAAAAGUCCCAGUGACGCGCUUCAAGUUUAGGCUUCAGUAUAUUUCAACCCUUUUUCCAACCGAUCUCAUUAUCAUCCUCACCCAUCAUGUGUACCAUCUCAAGCUCAACCGCUACUCAGCACACCCAGCGCGAUGCUGACGGUGACGUUCAGAUGAUGGAUGCAUAUCCCCCUGUCCAGCUCCAGGUGGAUACGGACGAAGACGAGAGGAUCUCCAACGCCUCCACCCUCAUCGAGAACCACGAUUGUGAGGUGGACGCAGACGGAGAUGUCGAGAUGACAGACGCCCAUGCGCUCGAUCGAGACGACGAGGACAAGGAAGAGAAGAUCAAAAGUAGCAGCAGCACCACCUCCAGCAGCGCGUCUUCUUCCGUUGGCAGGAUCACGGACGUCGACUCGGUCAAGCAAAUUGAGCGAUGGGCCGAGACGAACUCGGUCCCGAACGCCGCACUAACCAAGCCCUCCGCCGUCAAGUCGGUUAGCAUCAACGUUGGUCUUCUCAGAGUCCAGUACGAUGCCGAGGAGGGACACGUCGACAUCCAGGGUUACUAACGCCAACGCGAUAUCCAGAAUAUGGCCUGCGUAGCGCUUUUUCCCUCCAAAGGUGAGUUUAAAGCAACUUGACAUGUAUCGUUGCAGCUAAUUGUGAUGCAAAGAACCCGGCGUUCUAGGUAAGAAUAAAAAAAACAUCCUUAGUACUUUCCUGGCCAAUCAUAAUGUGAUCCCCUCUUCGUAUUUUGCGUAUUUGCAGUGACUAAGGUCUAGCUCUUGACUAGUCCAGUACCCGAGCACCCAGCAAGCCAACCAUCCCUAAACCUGCCCCCAGUUUACUUUGUAUACAGAUGAGACCUGGAUAGCAAGAUCAGAUCGAUCAGGCGCGAACUACCCGAUGGCAGCGCUUGAGCACAUUGGUCAAAAGUCCCGCCAACCUUCACCGAUUCCCUCCUCAACCGCCUCACAUCAUGAGAACUGGCUCCCAUCAUCAAGUUCAUCCGAUCCCUCCAAAGGGUUUGCUUGAGUUCCCACAAUCGAGGGUUCAAAGUCCCUCACGCGACGUCUAACUCAGAAUCAGACCAACCCACAGUGUUGGGACGAACCGCUUCAUCCGGCUUCUCGGGUUUGGAAACACGUACUAAGCCCUGGAGGGCAAUAGACACGAGUCGAAGAAAUGUUUACCAACUCUUUCUCUGUCAGGUAACAUGGUCCUUUUAGCCUCCACCUCGCCGAAGCGCAACGCGAUUAUUCAUCCCCCGGCUUUGCCUGCUUCCCUGGUCUUGCCAUCAACUAGCCAGUAGAGUCCGCGCGACGCACUAGGGGUGCCGGAUAUCUACAGUAAAUGAUCUGGAAUCCUGUGCUGAGCGGCCAAGUCCGUACUUCCAUUCCAGUUCUCACUAUUGACAGACAGGGAUGUGCCGUAUCAUAGUAGGAACAACAAAAAAGGCAGGUUGUGUAGCCGCAACGCUAUGGGAUUGACAGGAAUUCAAUCCCGA